UUUUUUUAUGAUAUGAUAACAAUAGUUUUUAUUUGGAGAAAGUUUUUAAGUAAUUUGAAGUCAACUAUUCAUGACAACUCAUCAAUUAUUAAUUAUGAACAAUUAUUUUUCAUUCUCAUUUGUUUAUAUAUUUUUAUUUUUUUACAUCAAUUCAUUUGUUGAUGGAUUAAUUUGAUUCAUUAGAAUGUAUUUCUAUUGUUGUGGUAUAAGGUUUCAUUGCAGAUUUAUGGCACCUAAGAGAACAAAAUGUAUGUCUAUGGAGGAGUUGAUUCCACCUUCUCCUGUGAGACCAAGAAAGGGUCAGUCGCAAGCACGAUCAACUAAACGUACGUCUGCUUCUGGUCAGUAUAAACGGCCUAGAUCUAAUACUACUGGAAAUCAACAAGAAGUUCAAUUGGAGACACCUACAGCUACUCAAUCAGAGACAUCGCAGCAUCAUGUGUCUGAAACUAGUCAGGAGGAGCCUGUUACAACUCAAUUACAUGAUUCAGGUCAAAUUACUCAAAGAGCUAAGAAAGGUAGAGGUGCUGCUUGUGGUAUGCCUGAGUGGGGAACUGGAAAACUAAUUCAUAUUGAGUUUGAUGCUAACUGGAUGCCUAUUAGUGAAAAUGGGAAGGGAUUUAGUUCACAACUUGGAAUUUUGGCGCGAGAUGGAGAGAAGGUUCCUCUAACAUAUACUUCAUGGAAUGCCAUGCCAGACGAUAUUUUGGAUGCCAUUUGGAAAGAUGUCAAGGAUAAUACUGAUGUUCCGGAUGAGUAUAAACAACAUUGCUUAAAGGUUGUUGGUAGUAGAUGGAGGGACUGGAAGUGCCGAGUCAAGACACAAUGGUAUGAUAAAUAUGAAACGGAUGAGCAGCGAUUAACAUUCAUUCCUAGUCAGGUUGUUGGAGAGCAAUGGAAGAUAUUAGUAAAGUAUUGGGGUCUUCCGCAAAUAAAGGAAAUGUGUGAGACAAAUAAAUCUAGCCGUGCACAAGGAGGAGGUGUCCCUCAUAGGACCGGUCGAAAAUCUUUUGCUAGACUACGAAAAGAGAUGAUGGAGAAUGGAGAGAAAACAGAUCGUGUCAGCAUGUUUGUCAAAACAAGAGCAAUGAAAACAAAGGAUGAUGAUGGUCAACCAAUUGAAAUUCAUGAUGAGGAGGCUACUGCUGUUAUUAGUCAAUUCAAUGAAUAUUUGGAGGAGAGGCCAGAUGAACAAGAUAAUACUUUUCGUGAAGAGGUAUUCACUAAAGUGAUGGGAGAAGAUGCACAUGGACGUGUUCGCAUGUAUGGAACAGGUGUGACUCCAUCUCAAGUGUUUGGUAAUUCCAAAGCUUAUGAGACUAAUGAGAAAAGGACAAUUGAGGAAAUGGAUAGAAAAUACGAGGAAAUGGAAAAGAACUAUCAGACAAAGCUAGAUGAUCUUAAAUUGAGCCAUGAAUCUCAAUUGGGAGACAUGAAAUUAAAGUACGAUGAUGUAUCGAAUCGUCUCAAUCUUUUGAUGUCUCAUGUUGGUAUCCAAGUAAACCCAAGUGGAAGUACAAGUGAACAAGUUGGAGAAAUAUCUAGGAGUUGAUGCUGGAAGUACAAGAUGUUAAUAAAUUUUACAAUUAGCAUGCUACUCUAAACUAGAUCAUUUUGUUUAGUAUUUUGACUACUACUGUAUUUGCAGCGACAUUUUAGUUUGUAUGACUCAAGGCAUUUGUUAUACAAUUAUUAUAUAGAUUACUCUUUUGUAUCAUUUCAACUG
Molecule: messenger RNA, 1726 nt
Organism: Rosa rugosa (rugosa rose)
Lineage: Eukaryota; Viridiplantae; Streptophyta; Magnoliopsida; Rosales; Rosaceae
Exons: 7
Coding region: 185-1552 (455 amino acids)
Source: RefSeq, a predicted model, not a curated record